AAAUUAUUAGACACUCGUGUAUUUCGAGAAGAUUUCUGAGAAUAUUUCCAAAAGUCAACGCUUUUAACUUGUAGCCCCUGUCUGUGCCAAUGACAGCACUGUCUCAUAUGGAAAUGACGUUCAUUUUUACGUCUGAAUCGUGUGUUGACGUUGCCGGAUAUUACUUGCAGUUAUUGAUGGUUCACCUUAUUUUUUGGUGCAGGUGAUCCAAAAUUGUUUGGUGUACAAAUGGCGUUUGAACGACUGGAUGUUUUGCCUUUGGCCGUCUUCAUUCUUUUCCCAGCAACUUUUUUAGCGACUUAUAUUAUAGCCGUUCUUCUUGGACAUGUAGAGCCAGACUUUCCGUACAUUAGUGAUACAGGGACAUAUUCUCCAGAGAGCUGCAUAUUUGGCCAGCUGCUUAACGUUGGGACACUUCUAUUGGGCUUGGUGAUAUAUGUUCGUUACCGGCAAGUUGCAGAAUAUUACAGUAGUUACUCAUUGUCACCUGCUGUACUCAGUCUGAACAAAAUGGGGGUAUGGUUUGGCCUGCUGUCAUGUCUUGGCCUCAGCUUUGUAGCUAACUUCCAAGAAACUAAUGUUAUAACUGUUCACCUUACUGGAGCUUUCUUAUGUUUUGGGUUUGGAACCGUGUACUUCUGGAUUCAUGCAGUGUGUUCUUACCAUAUGCAGCCAUUAGCAAAUAGUCUUCAGCUGGCCCAUCUUAGACUAGCACUGGCUGUCAUAUGCACUGUAUUUUUUAUUUUACUUAGCAUAACUGGAGUUCUGUCACACAUUCAGUUCAGAGGAAGCAAUCCACGUAAGUGGUAUCCUAAUGAUGGCGGCUGGCAGCUACAUGUGAUAAGUACGGCAUCUGAAUGGGUUGUUGCAGUGGCCUUCUGUAUAUAUAUCUUGUCAUUCGCAAGAGAAUUCCGUAACAUUAGCCUAGAAUCAAGGGUAUAUUUGAAUGUGGAAAGUGGAGGCUUUAGCGUAGUAGACAGUGAGUGUUCACCAGUUCUUCCACAUGCUGCUGUUCCUGAAGGUGUUGUUAUUGUGCGACAAGGUGGAAACAGUAUUAUCACUUGAUUAGAGAUACAUGCAAGAUGCAAUUCUUCAGGUUCACAUGCCAGUACUGUUUGGUGUGAUGAAUCUGGAAGUCAGCAUUCUGUUGUGAUUAUUGCGUCUAGCCAAACAAAUUGUGAUUCUGUCCAACGAGAGAAUGAAGUGUUAGAAUUUAAUCACCAAAAUAUACAUUUCUCUGAAGAUGAUGUGUGUGAACAUGUGAACAGUGAAUCUCAAGAAAACUUUCAGGUCUCUGAAACCAGCAAUGAGUGUGCACAGCACUCAGUUGUGAUAUUCUCAUCGUCAUCUCCAAGAUCUCGUUGCAGUGAUAUUCCCGAAAACAAUCCAGUUCUUUCCUCCGAGACUGAAGAUGAUGGAGAGUUAGUUCCUAGCAAGUUGCUGUCACUUUCUCUCUCCCUAUUGGUGGCUGCAUUCUUCCAAGCCAUUCGCUGCCUUCAGGAACUAAUAGAAGACACAUUUAGAACACUACACUGUGAUUUAGAUGUAGAGUAAGUUCAUAAAGCCUUACACCUGAAAUUAUUUUUUAAAAUUUCAGAUUUAACAGUUUUAAUCAAUAAAAACUAAAUUCAGGAAAGAGAGAACACCUGCAAAUAUUAAGUAUGGUAUUUUUACAACGAAUAGUCUCUAUAAUCAAUUACACGCUUAAUGUAGGCCUAUGUAGGCUUUGUUUUGUACUACUGUUUGUGAAUUUUACAUGACAUUAUAAACUUUUAUAUAAGACUCUUAAGAAAAUAUAUAUAACACAUUGGAGAAAUGCCCUUUUGCAAGUCCAAGACAUUAAAAACCUUAUAACGGUGCUUACAUUUGCUUAAAGAGGUGAUUGAGACUGAAGAGAUUUUUUUUUUUUUUUCUUUUUUUUAAUCUAGGUGAAAGUAAUGUAAAAUUUUGAUAUGGAAGAGCCUGGUACACUGUUAUUAACUUUCCACUGCAUUCAUUUGUGCAGCCUCCCUAUCCUAAUUUCAGUCUAAUUUCUUCAUUAUUUCAUACAACUUACUGAGUUGUAUCAGAGUAAUUAUUUCUUUUAGGCAAUCUGCCUAAAGAUUAAACGAAAAUUUAGAAUUGAUGACAAUCUGAGACGUAACUUUGAUUUGAAGAAACUUUUUCCAGUAUUAUCUUUUCAUUGAUUUUCGUUUGUUUAUCUUAGAAAUUUCUCAUAGAAAAUCCUGUAUUUUUUCCCAGUAUUAUAUUGUGAAUUAUUAAAUGUUAUGUUAUUUUAGAGAAAUCCCAUUAGAGCUAUUCAUUGAAAUCUGAAUACACUACUUAAAAUGGCUCUGUAUGCAUAAGACAAGAUUGUAACACAUGAAACAAAAGAUAAAUUGUAAUAUUGUGUUCAAAUAAACAAUUGAACUUAAUUUAUAAGAAAAUAUUGUGUCAUUGGUUAUGAGCCAGAUAAUAACUGGUGUAUGGAAAUUAGUUUGUGUUUAUUAAAUAUUUAUUACCUUCAGA
Schistocerca serialis cubense is the source of this 2508-nucleotide messenger RNA. Its product is annotated as DNA damage-regulated autophagy modulator protein 2. Lineage: Eukaryota; Metazoa; Arthropoda; Insecta; Orthoptera; Acrididae. The record is from RefSeq and is a predicted model, not a curated record. The coding region runs from base 229 to 1065 and encodes 278 amino acids. The transcript is spliced from 7 exons.